GGCGCUCGGUGGCAUCAUUGUGCCAUUAGAAACUCAAGCGUGAACAGCAACAGGCCGCGUCAGGAACCAAAAAUUUGCAAAUAAUAUUUUCAAUCUCUAAACAAAACAUACAACAAACUCAGAAACAGGAUGAAAUUCGUGCUAACUUUGUGCUUGACCGCCAGCUUCGUUGCCGUACUGCAAGCGGCCACCGUGGCGACUUCAACAGCAGCACCCGCAGCCAAUGUUGCCCCCACCACAGUCGCAGACGACGUAGCUAACGACCUUAUGAUUCCCGACGAUUGUUACCAGCCAAGGGAAAUCGGUCGCUGCUUUGGAAUAUUUCCUCGUUUUUCCUUCAAUUUGAACACUAAGCGUUGCGAGAAGUUCGUUUAUGGCGGUUGCGGUGGCAAUGCGAACAAUUUCGAGAGCCAAGAGGCUUGUCAAAGAAUGUGCAUGCCGAAAAGUCACGAUGAAGUAUCGGACGAAGAAAGCACAACCACAGCGAAAGCUGACGAGGAUGAUGAGCGAGCUGAUAAGCUGAUUCCCGCUGAUGAACCAGUUGAAGUUUAAAGCCGUUGAGAAUCAACUUC
Bactrocera tryoni is the source of this 572-nucleotide messenger RNA. Its product is annotated as carboxypeptidase inhibitor SmCI-like. Gene Ontology annotation, molecular function: serine-type endopeptidase inhibitor activity. The record is from RefSeq and is a predicted model, not a curated record. Lineage: Eukaryota; Metazoa; Arthropoda; Insecta; Diptera; Tephritidae. The coding region runs from base 130 to 552 and encodes 140 amino acids. The transcript has 2 exons.